CUUCUAAAAGGAUUGUGUGGUUCUUUGUCUGACAUAUUGAGCAUGAAUCAUCUGUUCGCUGUCAUUGUCAAGACGUAUUACAUUUGUUGUUGUUGUUAAUUUACGUCUAUAAGUUUUAAUGUAAAUUUAGUGAAUUUCGAUAAAUGUUUUGAUAAUUUACCAAGAUGCCAAUUUUGUAUAGUGUGGUAUGUCGAGGAACGGUAAUCUUGGCAAAAUAUGCCAGCUGCGCCGGCAAUUUUGCAGAAGUAACAGAGCAAAUAAUCACAAAGAUUCCACCCCAAGAUGAUAAACUUACAUACUCCCAUGGCAACUAUUUAUUCCACUACAUAUGUGAAAACAGAGUUGUUUACAUGUGUAUUACAGAUGAUGAAUUUGAAAGGAGUAGGGCAUUUUUAUUUUUAAAUGAAGUCAAAAGGAGGUUUUUGUCAAUGUACGGGCCUAAUGUGCAAACUGCCAUUGCCUAUGCUAUGAAUUCUGAGUUUUCAAAGAUACUGGCCACUGAAAUGAAACAUUAUUCUGAGUCUCAUGAUGUUGAUACCAUAGCCAAAGUGCACAGUGAAUUGGAUGAAUUGAAAAAUAUAAUGGUGAAGAAUAUUGAUAAUGUUUCAAUGAGAGGAGAAAGACUAGAGCUUUUAGUUAAUAAAGCUGAAAACUUAAAUUCAGGAUCAGUUACAUUUCGCACAACCAGCCGGAACUUAGCAAGGUCAAUGUUUUGGAAAAAUGUGAAGUUGUAUGUGAUUAUUGGUCUGGUUAUUACUGUGAUUAUUUACAUUAUCAUUUCAUUUGCCUGUGGUGGGCUAUUAUGGAAAGGAUGUGUCGCAAAAUAAAUGUAUUUAUAGGUUUAAGUUUUACUCAUCAACAUUGUUUUAUUAAUCAUAUAUAAAAUGAAAUAUUUGUCUAUAUCAUUCCUACCGACUCUGUAUAUAAUCUAAACAAGUAUUUGUAGAUGAAUAUAUUAUUUUAGAAUUUUUU
Aethina tumida (small hive beetle) is the source of this 972-nucleotide messenger RNA. RefSeq names its product vesicle-associated membrane protein 7 (gene Vamp7). Gene Ontology annotation, biological process: vesicle fusion; exocytosis. Bases 165 to 827 code for a protein of 220 amino acids. The record is from RefSeq and is a predicted model, not a curated record. Gene Ontology annotation, cellular component: SNARE complex; membrane. The transcript has 4 exons. Gene Ontology annotation, molecular function: SNAP receptor activity; SNARE binding. Lineage: Eukaryota; Metazoa; Arthropoda; Insecta; Coleoptera; Nitidulidae.